CUCAGGACUUCACACAGCUGUGAGAGAACAUCUGAAACUUAACUUCAGAGAAGUGGAUCUAUCAUGACUGCCAGGAUCCAGGGAACAUUGAGCCGGGACAAACCUGUGCCACAGAGCCGAGCUACAGAGAUGACAGCGAGGGUCAGGAGGGCUCUGUGGCUGGUCGUGGGCAUGCUCAGUCUGUCCCUGCUGGUGGUGGCGCUGGGAGUCUACACGACCACCCGAACAGAGAGCCUGAACGUGACCGGCUACAUCUCCGGAGUCAUUCUGACUCUUGGAUCCUUCUUGGGACUUCUGGGGCUCUGCCUGGAAGAAAACCGCAGGCAGCUGCUGACGGCUGCGAUCGUGUUCCUCAGCUUUGGGACCAUCACUGCUUUUCUGUGCCUGGUGAAUGAUAGCGUCUGUACUGUCUUAAACAUGGACAUGCGUCCACUGAGAGCAGGGAGAUGUCAGUAUUACAGCAGCGGGACCAGCUACAUCUAUGAGAAUUUCUUCACCUCAGUUUCAUGUUGGAAUCUGAAGGAGUCUUGUACCAUGACAGUAAGAAGUGGAACCUGCUACUGCUGCGACCUGUACGACUGUGCCAAUGGAGGUUACCUCAGCAACUACUACGAGUUUGUUGGAGUCCAAAGCUGUGAGGAAGUUUUCACUCUUUACAUUUUGAUAUGGAUCCUCACCGGUCUGAACCUCGUGGCGCUCUUCACAGGGAUCCUGAUCACAGCGGUGCUCGGUAGCAUCAAGGAUAUGAGGAGUAGCAGCACUGUGACCGAGUCCCCUGAAGCCACCGCGACUUCCCCAACAGCUCCUCGACUGAUGAACACCAACACGCACACAGUUCCCCAGCUCUACCCAGAAGUCUCGAUGUAUUUCCCUCCUGCAGAAAAAACACCCGCGUCACAGAGUUUUCCUUCCUCAUCAACAUCUCACUUGGAGUCGACUCCCCCUCCCUUCGCCCCUCUGACCACCCUGCUGCCGUGCAGAGCCCAAGGCUUAUCGGCCUAAACUCUACCAGCAGAAAAUGAUAAACAUCUGGGAUAAACAGAUGCUUCAUUAUUAUCAUUAUUGAUUACUAUAUGUUUUAAUGUUGUGUGGAUUGAAAGAUGGAACAACUUAAUGAAAAAUACCCUGGUCUGAAUAUUAUGUAGGAAUACAAUAUGAAGAUUUUUUUGUAAGGAUCCAAAAGCAGAUAUGAGAAAUUGUGUAGUGUAGUAAUGUAUAGUA
Paralichthys olivaceus (Japanese flounder) is the source of this 1221-nucleotide messenger RNA. Its product is annotated as transmembrane protein 255B. The record is from RefSeq and is a predicted model, not a curated record. Lineage: Eukaryota; Metazoa; Chordata; Actinopteri; Pleuronectiformes; Paralichthyidae.